AUGCUCAGCUUCAGCCAACCGUUUAUGCCAGCAAGUGAGGGAGAGGAGAUGGCCGUGAAAGUUUCUGAUUUUUGUGUUUUAUAUUUGUUUUUUUCUGUUGUAGUUUCAUUGGAAGUGCAGAUCACUCCAAGCCACGGUGAUAUUAGUCUUGGGGAGUCCAAAUUCUUCAUGUGUGAAGUUGUCGGCGUUGCCAGACACAUAGACUGGUUUGGACCAAGUGGGGACAGGAUAGAACCGAACAGACAAGACGUAACAGUAACCCGCAACGAUGAGUCAUCCUCCACCCUCACACUGUACAAAGCCGGGACAGAAAAUGCAGGGACAUACAAGUGUGUCGCUUCCAUUGGAGACCAGCAAGCGGAGUCAACUGUCAAAGUGAAAAUCUUCCAAAAAAUCACCUUCACAAACGCACCCUCACCCCAAGAGUUUACAGAAGGAGACAGUGCCAACCUUGUGUGUGACGUCAUCAGUUCGCCUCCACCCAGUGUGUUCUGGAAGUAUAAAGGAGCCAAAAUACAAAUGGAAAAAGAUGUUCGCUUCAAAGUACUGAGCAACAAUCACCUUCAAAUCCGUGGCAUAAAGAAGACAGAUGAGGGCUCGUAUACCUGCGAGGGUCGCCUCAUGGCCCGCGGCGAGAUUGAUCUGCGGGUCAUCAAGGUCGUUGUGAACGUGCUCCCGACCAUCAGGGUAUGGCAGUCAGAGGUGAAUUCCACAGCAGAUGUCGGGCAGCCGGCCAUGUUAACUUGUGCUGUUGAUGGCUUUCCUGAACCCAUGGUGACCUGGACAAGGAACGAAGUGGUUCUCGAGGCAGGAGAGAAGUACAGCUUUAAUGAUGAUGGCUCAGAAAUGACAUUAAUGGAUGUUACCAAGCUGGAUGAAGGAGAAUACACCUGCAUUGCCAAGAACAAGGCUGGGGAAAGUGACAAGGAACUCAGUCUGAGAGUGUUUGUCAAACCUAAGAUCACAUACAUCGUAAACCAGAGCACUUCAGAGAUGGUGGAGCAGGUAACUCUGACUUGUGAGGCAUUAGGAGAUCCAACUCCCACCAUCAGCUGGAGUUCCGGUGAGCACGUCUUCAAUGAAGGAGAGCAGGCACAUCUAAACAGGAUCUAUCAGGCAUCUUGGACUCGGCCCGAGCAACACAAGAGCCUGGAUGGAAAUGUAGUGGUGAGAAGUGAUGCUCGUGUGUCCUCCCUCACUCUGAAGUAUGUCAAGUAUACAGACGCGGGUCAGUACCUGUGCACAGCACGCAGUGCCAUUGGAGAGGACGAUCAGCCGGCGUUUCUGGAGGUCCGCUAUGCCCCUAAGAUUCACGGUGCAGUGGCAGUAUAUACCUGGGAGGGAAACGCUGUCAAUAUCAGCUGUGAGGUCAAAGCUCAUCCCAGUGAUGUGUCUAUUGUGUGGCUGAGAGAUGGACUGCAGCUCCCCAACUCAAACACCACCAACAUCAAGAUCUUCAGAAGUCCAUCAGCCAGCUACCUGCAGAUAACCCCCAAAUCCGAAAAUGAUUUUGGGAGCUAUAACUGCACUGCUUCAAAUGAGAUCGGCACAGAGUCCAAGGAGUUCCUGCUCAUUCAGGCCGAGGUGCCAUCGGCUCCAUCCGUCAGUGAGGUGAGACCCUUCUCCACCACAGCACAGAUCCAGUUUGAGGAGCCAGAGUCUGUUGGAGGUGUUCCUGUCCUGAAAUACAGAGCGGAGUGGAGGGCCCAGGGCCGGGGCAGCUGGGUGGACCGGGUCUAUGAAGUCCAAGAUGGCCACACCAGUGAGGCGACUAUCACGGACCUGAAGCCAGAGACCAGCUACGAAGUGAAGCUGUCAGCCAUCAACGGCAAGGGUGAAGGUGAAAGCAGCCCUGCUGAGUUCUUCAAGACGGAGCCUGUCCAAGGGAAUCCCAAUCCUCCUAAACUCGAAGGGGCACUUCAACCCAAAGGCAACUCUCUCAAAGUCCGCUGGAUCAUGCAGGACGACGGCGGCUCGCCCGUUUUACAUUAUCUGGUCCGAUAUAAACCAAUACAGGUGUCAGAGUGGAAACCAGAAAUCCGCCAACCCAGCGGCAGCGACUACGUGGUUCUCCACGGGUUGGAGUGGGACACAGAGUACAAUAUCUACGUGGUGGCAGAGAAUCAGAAGGGCAAGUCCCAGCCAGCUACCAUGUCCUUCAGGACGUCCACACAGCCCGAUGCCAUCCCAGAUGUGGGUGAAGAGGCAGCGCUCUCCAUGGGCAUCAUGCUUUGGGCUGGGAUCCUUGUUGUAGUAUUUCUACUCCUGCUGCUCGCUGUGGAUGUCACCUGUUACUUUGUCAACAAAUGUGGCCUCAUCAUGUGCCUCUGCGGUAAAUCGGGCACAGGGACCAAAGGGCACAACGUGGAGGAGGGCAAGGCAGCCUUCAUGAAAGACGAGUCCAAGGAGCCAAUAGUGGAAGUCAGAACCGAAGACGAGUGCUCAGCCAAUCAUAACGCAGCAGGACCCACAGAACCCAAUGAAACCACGCCUCUCACAGAGCCAGAGCUGCGGGCUUACACUGCUGCUCUGGCACUGGACAACCUCUCCUCCGUAGCCACCAACUCUGACACAGCCACUGCAACAAUUGACCCCGCUCAGGACAGCCCCUCUAGCGAGACCACUACCCUCACUUGUAGUCUGUCUACCCCAGCCAACGACCCCUCACCCACCCUGGUUCUGGCUCCGGCCCCAACUCCAGAGUCGAACACGGCCCCUCCAACUCCCCUCAUCUCCACCUCUGCCAUCGAAGCCAAAAUGGCCCCGUUAGUAGAACAAAGAGGAAGUAACAACCCGGAAGAACCGGAGAAAAUAACCGCUCCUCCUUGUACGCCUGAAUGGACUAUAGCUCAAAAAUCUGGAACACCGAUACCACCGAAGCGUAGACACUCUCCUAAACUUGCAGCUCUGAAUGCGAAAGGUAGCCCGUCUGUAUCUCCACUGACCUCGUCUUCCUCGUCACCCUCUCCUACACUUGACACCAAGAAACGUGCUCCGAGGCCACCUGCCAACAAGCUUCCCAUACAGCCAUACACGGUAGCCUCAGACGCCGAGACGCCGGCGCAAACCGCCGCUGCCCCUCCAAAACCAGACCCUGAAUCAGAAACAGCUGCCCCAGACCCCAGUGCGAGUAGCCCCACUGCCUUUGACAUGACAAAUGAACCUGCUAACCAAACUGUUGAUGAUAACACUGCCAAAGAUGCUGCAACUGGCUCUCCUUCAGUGAUCCACGGUGCUCUUAAAGUCCUGGAUGCUGAAGAAUCUGCCCCUCUAGUUGCAGACGUCCCCUCUCCUUUGCCUGUCACUCAUAUUUCUUCUACUCCCCCCAGUGUUAUGGCGCCGGUUUCAAAUGAUCUCUUCACAUCGCCAUCCGAGAGGUACAACUUUCUAGUCCCUGACGUGGGGCCCAUAAGUGCAGAUGUAGAGUUAGAGCUGACAAACGGGACAGAAAGACCCUCUCCGCCUCCCGCAGAGCUUAUUAGCUUAGAGAGCCCGCCCUCUGCCCCCUCUCUGCCCAAUGGAGACGGAGCAGACUCCCCCCCCUCUGGCCCAGUUCUGGAAGCGUCAGAGACUCUGGCCAAGACUGCUCCUCCUGUCAACGAUGAGAAGAUUUUUUCUGAUGAUAAAGGCAAACUGCAGGAGGCAGACUUAUCAAACGUCCUGACGGAGAUCGCAGCAGAACACAACAGUGUCUUACAGACGAACACCACUGAGAGCAAAGCAUGAUGGGCCGGGGAAACCCCUGCCCGGUCCAAAACAUUUUGCAGCAGCAAUGAGCGAGAA
Molecule: messenger RNA, 3783 nt
Organism: Cyclopterus lumpus (lumpfish)
Lineage: Eukaryota; Metazoa; Chordata; Actinopteri; Perciformes; Cyclopteridae
Gene: ncam1b
Product: neural cell adhesion molecule 1b
Exons: 22
Coding region: 1-3726 (1241 amino acids)
Biological process (GO): cell adhesion
Cellular component (GO): membrane; neuron projection
Molecular function (GO): protein binding
Source: RefSeq, a predicted model, not a curated record